Messenger RNA from Dentiscutata erythropus, 198 nucleotides. The record is from the annotation of a GenBank genome assembly. Lineage: Eukaryota; Fungi; Glomeromycota; Glomeromycetes; Diversisporales; Gigasporaceae.
AUGGCAUCAACUUCAUAUUUACUUUCUCCUUCCACGAUUACAGGCGGGGGAGGCUCCACGACCCUCCCUGGGAAACAUUUCUGUGCAGAUUUAAGUUCUGUACUAAGCGUUGAUUUUAUUUGUUGCAAUUCCUUAGCUUUGCUUUCUGCUGAUGGGACUGAAGAAUGGUACGGUAUCUGCAAGUCAAAGUGUGGGUGA